This is a messenger RNA of Polychytrium aggregatum, 2449 nucleotides long. RefSeq lists its product as uncharacterized. The record is from RefSeq and is a predicted model, not a curated record. Lineage: Eukaryota; Fungi; Chytridiomycota; Chytridiomycetes; Polychytriales. The coding region runs from base 406 to 2190 and encodes 594 amino acids. The transcript has a single exon.
GAUGUUCCCACAGAUCUUGCAUCGACACUUUCCUCCGGCUGGCAGGUCGCUGCUGUGGGGGGGGGGCUGCAUUCCUUGCCUGUGUUGCUGCCGGGCUGCCGAGGCUGGGUCUUGCUUGCCCGAAAGGCCCUCCCGUCUGCUCUUGACCGGCUCUCACCGACAUCUCCCCUCGGCCUGCGUCCUGUCCUGCUUGCCCGGGUGGCCGUUCUUCCAGUCUGCCCCUGGCUCCUGUCUCCACUUGGUGUGGGAGUCGAUACGUCAUCGCCAGCCCAGCACAGCUGUCUUCCUGAACAUUGUCCUUGAUCCAUUCAUCGCUCUGAUCCAUUCCUCGUCCUCGAUCCAUUCGCCACCGUCGACCCACCAUCGACCCACCAUCGAAUCAUUCACCACAGCCAUCCGUCGCCCAUGCGUCCCCUCCCCGCCUGCUCCAUCAUCUGCGCCCUCGUCUCGGCCGUAAUCGCAGAAUUCCAUGGUCGACCCAGCCCGUCUCCUGGAGCCGAGGUGCCUGCAUCCUCCAUUCAACCAAGCCCGGUCGUUGCAGCCGAGACAUCGGCAUCCCAUUCCCCAGUUGCGGCCGCGACCACAUCCGAGGCAUCGGCCUCUUCCGAGUCGUCCGGGUUCUCCCUGCCGCUCUCUGUCAUUGUGGUUCUGGCGGUACUGGGAGCGACACUGCUGGUGAUCGGCACCCGCUCGCUGAUCUACUACGUCUACAAGCCCGUCGUAAUCGAGGACCCCGACGACCGACCGAGGCCCAGCACCAGACCCCGUCCUGCAUCCGGAGCCAGACCGGGAGACCGACCGCCGCUGGACCAUCUCCCGCCCGAGAACGUCUUCAAAUCACCCAAGGGCCCAGACACCACUCUCUCGCGCCGCUCGAGCACCCGAUCGGAGGUGCUCGUCCACCAGGGUGUCGGCCACAGGAUCCUCGCUGUUGCCCCCGGAUCGCCGUAUUCGGCCGAAACCCAGCUCUCCUUUGGCUCCGAGUCGACCCUGACCUCCGCCAGCGACCGACCCCAUCUCUCGCCCAAGGCCGACCUUUCGGCAUUCGUCAUCCGCAAGCCGCCCGUCACCAUCAGCCAAAAGCUCUUUGGCACCCGCAACCCGCCCACCCUCGACCGCAGCGGCCAGUAUCCGGCCUUGGCCUCGUCCUCACCCCCGCUCGAUCCGUACCAAGCCAUGGAGUCUGGUGCUGUCCGCAACCCUCCCCUGUCGACGUUUUCGGAUCACAUUUAUUCGGUCUACGCCAACCAGCCCGGCACCAAGUCCAGCGGCUAUGCCCCCGACUUUCGCACCUUUGCCACCGUCCACGACCGGGUCAGCUCCAUCGAUCGCACCAGCACCAUCAAGACCGUCAAGACCCUCAGCACCGAAACCACCCGCCACUCGAGCAUCUACAUCUACCCGACCAUCACCCAGGCCGACCGACGCGAGGGCGGGUUCGACACCGUCAAAACCACGGAUCUGCUGGGCCUCUACCAGUCCAUGCCGAACCCAAAUCGCUCCAACAUACCGAUCCGCCUCGAGUCCAUCGCCGAAACGUCGGCUCCUCUGAAUGAGGCGACAACGCCCCAGGCCGAGCAGUACAUGCCUAUGCCCAUGCCCAUGCCCUUGUCCCGACAGCCAUUGCCACAGCCACUGCAACAGACUGCAUCGCCCAGGCAGCAGUAUCCGUCGCCGGGACAGCAAUCCGGCUUGCCGCCACUUCCGUCGCCAUCGUACCAGCGUGCCUUUCCUGAUGCAGAGCCCAUGACCCCAGAAGAGCGCUCGAUGCCCCCACGCGAUCCCCCCAUGAUCCCGAUCGACAUGGCCCUCACAGAUCGGCCUGUGCCCGAGUCACUACUGCUGUCCCGGCUCCAGCCCCAGCCCCGGACAGAUCUGGAUCCAGAAGAGACACAGAUCAAGGACGACGACGCACAGCGCCAGGGUAGCCGGCGACAGCGCCCGCCGCGGUCGACAGCACCCCGACGACUGAACUCGCGCAACCGGGCGGUCCCGUACCGCAAACGCACCUCCGACUCUGAUAAUGCCCAGCCAUCCCCGGAGCUGCCGACCGAUGCCGGCAAGAGCCACCGCACUGCACUCCAGAUCGAGAUCCCACCAAAGUCAUACCCUUCUGCUUUCUAUUCCCGGACCUCCGCCACCUCACCGAUCCCCGUGAUCCGACUGCAUCCAUCCGAGACGUACCAGUAACAAACUCGUGUGCCGGUCGAUGGUGAAUUUGGGUUGUCGCUUUGCGUCCUGCAGCGCAAGGCACGGCCCUUGCACCGUUGCCUGCCAGCCGGGCUUCUGUUCCACCUGCAGCCAUCCAAGCGAUGGAAGCGGGCGGCAAGCAGACGAGUGCUCUGCUAUCUUGCUUCUGUCCCCUCCCAUACAUGUCUACGAUCGCCACCACCACCGCCUCUAUCACUGCUCUGCUUGUAAUAUAACUACUGGCGAUGAAGCGUUGCAA